AUGGAGUUGGUCGCUAUCAACCCCGUCUGCGCGUACGGUCCCGCGUUCGGGAAAGAGGAUUCAACGACCCUACGAUCCAUUACCGAGCUUACCUCUGGCAACGCACCGGGCAUUCCUCGGAUUCAGUGGGGCGUGGUAGAUGUCCGCGACUGCGCAGAACUGCAUGUCCUGGCCAUGACGCAUGAAGAAGCGCCGGCGCAGCGCUUCAUCUGUAUUGGGGAGGGAAUGAUGUGGAUGAGCGAGAUGGCGGCGACCGUGAAAAGAAAUAUGGGAGACAAGGCGAAGAGAGUGACGACGUUCCAGCCCCGGAUUUCCUUAUGCGAGCUGCGGCGAUUUUUAUGCCGGUUGCGAGGCUGGUCCUGCAGGACUUGGGGCGCGAUAGAGAUGUUCGAGGUGACAAGGCGCGAAACCUACUGGAGUGGAAGUGGAUGUAUACGAACGAAGAGGCGGUCGUAG
Aspergillus nidulans FGSC A4 is the source of this 456-nucleotide messenger RNA. RefSeq lists its product as uncharacterized. The coding region runs from base 1 to 456 and encodes 151 amino acids. The record is from RefSeq and is a predicted model, not a curated record. The transcript has a single exon. Lineage: Eukaryota; Fungi; Ascomycota; Eurotiomycetes; Eurotiales; Aspergillaceae.